Molecule: messenger RNA, 1151 nt
Organism: Telopea speciosissima
Lineage: Eukaryota; Viridiplantae; Streptophyta; Magnoliopsida; Proteales; Proteaceae
Product: glycosyltransferase family protein 64 C3-like
Exons: 1
Coding region: 95-1081 (328 amino acids)
Cellular component (GO): membrane
Molecular function (GO): glycosyltransferase activity
Source: RefSeq, a predicted model, not a curated record
CCUUCUACGAGCUUGCAGUCUAGCAGAAAUCUCUCUUAAACUUCCGUCCCCCUCUCUCUCUCUCCUCUUUCUGAAACCGGAAUCUGACACAAUAAUGAGAAAAUUUUCGGUGAUUCUCCUCUUCUUCUCCAUUCCACUCGUAGCUUUCUCUCUCCGACCUCUCUCCUCCAAUCCAUGCCACAGUAAACCAAACCCCAAAACCCUCAGAUCAGAUCAGCUCACCGUUCUGAUCAACGGCUACUCCGAGUCACGCUUCCAUCUCCUCCGUUCGAUUGCAGCCAAGUACUCAUCCUGUCCGUUCGUCGCAGCAGUCUUCAUCCUCUGGGGUAACCCAACCACCCCAACCGAAACCCUAACCCAAUUAAACAUCAACAUCACCGGUUCCUACUACGUUGGCGCACCGAUUUCCAUCCUUCGACAAUCCUCAGACAGUCUCAACUCCCGAUUCCUCCCCAGACCUUCUUUGAUCACAACCCGAGCCGUUGCGAUCUGCGACGACGACAUCGAGAUCGACACCAAAUCUGUCGAAUUCGCAUUUAAGAUCUGGAGUUCUCAUCAAGACAACUUGAUCGGAUUCUUUGCGAGAUCGCACGAUUUCGAUCUUUCGCGGCGGACUUGGAUGUAUACUGUGCAUCCAGACAAGUACUCGAUAGUGCUCACGAAAUUCAUGAUCUUGAAAACUGAUUAUCUCUACAGGUACAGCUGCGAGUCCGAAAUGGAUGAGAUGAGAAAUGAGGUCGAUCGAAUGCGGAAUUGCGAGGACAUUUUGAUGAAUUUUGUUGUUGCUGAUAGGACGAAUUCUGGGCCGAUUUUGAUCGGAGCGGAGAAAGUGAGAGAUUGGGGAGAUGCGAGGAACGAAGAGAGAGAAUCAUCCGAGAAAGAGGAGGAGAAGUUGGUGCGAGAGGUAGGGUUGAGUAGUAGAAGAGGAGAUCACAGGAAGAGAAGAGGGGGCUGUAUAAGAGAGUUUCAUAAGAUUUGGGGUAGAAUGCCUUUGAGAUACAGUUCUGGAAAGGUAGUUAAUUCAGUUGGAGAACAAGCGCUCUGUGAAAAAGGAGGGAAGUUGGUGUUUUGUGAUGAGUAAGUUCUGGUUUGAACGCUUGACUCAAAUGUUUUGUUAGUAUAAUGUAACAUACCAAACUGCAGCUAACUUC